AUGGUGAACUCCAAGCUUACCUUGCUGGUCUUCGCUAGCUCAGCCCUCUCUGCUGUCGUCCCACGAGAAGAUCCAGAGGCUGGUCAUGACCAUCAGGCAGACCCUGAGUUGCUUCCUCCGUCUGCACCCUGGGGACCACCAGGCUCUGCUCCAUCCAAUGCAGAGCAUCAUUUCCCCGGAUACUCAAUCGGCGAACAUGAACAUGGAGAGUCCGGCUUCUUCCCUCCGCCAGAAUUCACAAUGUCAGCACCACUUCAAGCUGCUGCUACUGGUGCUCCCGGAGCUGGCCCUUUCCCCGAACAACAACAACCACAUUAUCCAACGCCAGCAUCAUUCAAUUCCAUCACACAGCCCAGUAGUGAUGGUCCUGUUCCUCCCUUCGGGUCAGUGCCAACACAAGCGCCUCAGGUGGUAGAUUCGUCUUAUCCAGCGGACACUUCUGGCCAUGCACCACCGGCACCGGGGUCUUCGCACAUUAGACCGCCCCCGCGUCCAUCUGGUGAACCAAUUCGGCCACUGUCCACGUUCACUCAAACCCCACGACCACACCCAAGCAACGGAGCACCUCCCCAGCCUUCUCAAGGUGUUGAAGCUGGUGGCCAUCCACCUUUUGACCACCCUGAGUCAUCUUUUGGUUCAUAUGGUCCGCCUCCAGGUCCUCCACAUGCUAUCCCCACGGAACCAGCCAAGCCCAGCGAAGACGCCCACCCUAAAGAGCCAACUGGCGAUACUGAAGGCCCAGGUCCAAAGCAUGCCUAUGGUGGGCCUCCACCUCCCUUCCAAGAAGGCUCUGGAGAACCACCUCACCCAUCUGGUCCAGAAGGACAGCCGCCUCAUCCUGGCCCCGAUGGGCCACCAGGAGGACCACCGGGAGAACCCCCUCAUUCACUCCAGCCAGAGUGGCAACAACCGCACCCUGAAGGACAAUCGCCUCAUUCUGGUGGAGCCCCUCCCCCUCAGACAGACCUUGGAGAAACUCCUCACCCAUCUGGUUCAGAAGGACAACCCCCUCACCCUGGGCCUGGUGGACCGCCGGGGAAAACUCCUCACUUGCCUCAACCAGAGGAACAACAACCUCAUCCAGAAGGACAGCCACCUCAUUCUUAUGGUGGGCCUCCUCCAUCUCAACCAGAAGGCCAUCCUGCAGAACUUGGUGAUCAUCAAGGAGGACCACCGUGUCCCUAUGCGGCGGAGCAUGGUCGACCACCUUUCGGUGAAGAGCCCUCCGGUUCUCCCGCAGGUCCAAGAGAGCAAGGCAGUGGAUCGCCUCCCUUCCACGUUGGUAUUCCUGAGCAACACAACCCUCACCCCAUUGGCGAGCUAGCAGAGGACCAUGGUGAUCAUCCUAUGCCUCCUCAUGCCAUGCCAGAGGGCGAGCCCCCAUGCCCAGAAGAACACCCGGAGCCUCCGCACAAUCCCCAUUCGUCGCUGCCUGUUUUGGGACUCGCAUCCUCGGGAAAAUCGGCACCCGGACCAGGCGCACCUUCAGGUGGAAAGCCUGGAUCUAGAGAAUUCGAAAAACCUCACAGCUCAAGCGUUGCAGCUCCAUCGCGCUCUCCAUUGCCCUCAAAAGCUUCUAUGACAAAGCAGUCGCCGCCACAGCCAGCCCAGCCAACCCAGCCAACACAGAAAACCACUGGUGCUCCUAGUCCAAAGCAAUCGCCUGCCCAGUUCUCUAGCAAUGCCGUCAUGUCGAAGAAGGCUAUUUCCACUGGCUUGGCUGGUGUGGUUAUUGGGCUCCUUCUAGCUCUUCAGGAUUUUGAGAAACGACAAGACUCCGAGACCACAUGUAGUGUCAACAUUUUUGGACCGCCACGAAUUGCUAAGAGACUGUACGGUGCAUGUAUGAGGAAUUUCUUGUUUCUUCAAGCGUUUCUAUUUGAGAUGUUUACCCUGCUCGCCCUUGCAGGCUCCCGGGCACAAGCUACUCCGGUGGCAAGGGCAUCUGGAUUUUCCUCUGUUUGCAGCGACAUCAGCCUGGACAGCCAUUUUUGGCUCCAUGCAACUUGCCCGGAUGACUCUGGUGCCUCGGUAAACAGUACCGUAUACUUGCCCCUGUGGAUUGAGAAUGAUCAAGGAAAGUUGGCCUGGAAAGACGAUGGCAAUUUUGAGUAUUACUGCUCCGACUACGCCUUGCUUAAUAGCGGUAGUACUCUUGAGGCUUAUUGCCAGGGCACUUUCAGAAACCAAAGCGGCAACUCAACCCUGGACCUUGAGGAACACAUCGCAAACUACAAUGGCCACUUGCUUUCCGACUUGGAUGGCAGUCCGGACACGCCCACCAGCUCGUCUACUGUCCCUGUUCCCGCAGACCCUUCCCUGGACAUUACAUUCUCCUCGGAUAAUACUAACUGUGAGAACGGAAUUGCAUGGCCUACCACUGGCCCUGAAGAUUGCUGGUCCUUUACUUACGCCACUGGACGCGCCACGCCCUUUGACUCUAUCCAGAUAACCACCAACCCAGGCUGGUCGAUUGAAGGAUACAACGCGUCAGACUGCUCGGGAACUCCAUCGUGGACAGCUUCUUCGAACGAUAACCAGUGCGUGGCAUUCAAUAACGGAAGUCUCGCGUACUUCAAAAUGACCCCCUUGUGGAACUGGGACUGA
Molecule: messenger RNA, 2607 nt
Organism: Talaromyces rugulosus
Lineage: Eukaryota; Fungi; Ascomycota; Eurotiomycetes; Eurotiales; Trichocomaceae
Exons: 7
Coding region: 1-2607 (868 amino acids)
Source: RefSeq, a predicted model, not a curated record